Messenger RNA from Ceutorhynchus assimilis (cabbage seed weevil), 3052 nucleotides. NCBI's taxonomy places the organism in Eukaryota, Metazoa, Arthropoda, Insecta, Coleoptera, Curculionidae. The record is from the annotation of a GenBank genome assembly.
UCGUUAUAAAACGGUUUUCUCCUUUUCGGGUUUUUCCACUUUCUUUCACUUUUAAAAUUGAAAAAUUCACUGAACUACUUAGAGCUUAGAAUAACUGCUGCAAUGGACCAAAUAAUAACGUUCGACAAGAGCCUCCAGACCCGUCUUGAAGAGUACAAAAACGUAUUUGUGGGUUCACAAACUUUACUUUACUCACAAAUCCAAAAAGAAUGGGCCUAUCAUCUAGAACUCAGCUUGGACCCCAAUGGAUGGCAAGCAGUGUGGAAGAUUCCACGUCUCAAAUGCGAAGAGCUUAAAAUACCGUUUCCCACAGUGGUCUUAGUUUAUGUGCUUGAUGUUGCCUACUUGGACCUUGCAGCUCUAGUAAGAAUUCUAGCUGUGCAAGAUGAUAUUCAUUUGCCGGAGAAGCACCAUGUGCCCCUCACUCAACUCUGGCCCACCAAACAACAAGAUAAAACCAUUGCUCUUAAUCUACAUUCAACUGCUAAUGCUUUGGAUAUGCUCAGGUUCUUUUAUAUACAUAUAUUAAUGCCUUGGGAUGAGGAAGAUGAUACAGUUGAUUGGAAAGGCACUCAUUUAUUCAGUAGGUUGAAGCUGUAUUAUGAUUUAAAAAAUGGUAACAUCCCCAAAGGCACUUCUGAGCACAUUCAUGCCCUUUUAAAUGAAGCUAGACGUCUAAACAGUAAAAGGCAACAUCUGGUUAAUUUAUGCACAGAUGACAGUGAUCUGGAAAAUACUUGUGACACCAACUUGGAAACUUUGAUAGAAAUUAAUGUACGACUAAUUGAAAUACAAAACGAAAUAAAUUUAUUCGAAAAUGAAAUAUUUAGAAAAGUCAUUUUGAAAAGACAAGAAUCUAGUGAAUUAAAAUCUUCAGAUGAUAAGGACGACAAGCCUCACAUUUGGAUAGUUUUGAAAAAUGCUACUGCAAAGGACUAUAUAAAAAUCCUCCAGUCUGUUGAAGACUUAUAUCCCGAUCAAACUCUGUCCUUUGCUCCAAAUUUAAUGUCCAAACUUGAAUCUGCAAAUUGUGAAGAUACAUUCCUACUAAGCCCCAAGAUUCAUAUCAUAAAACGAGAAGGUGUACUUAUAGAAAAUUUUACUCUAAAAGGCAUCGGCAACAGAGACUUUGUACAAAUAGUCUCACAAGCUGAUGAUGUAAUGUUUGAUUGCAUACAGGACUCCUGCACCAUUGAAAAUAUCACAUUUGAUUGUAAAAAUACCCAGUGUGCCUUACUGAUAAGAAAAGGUCAGGUAACAAUGAAAAAUUGCAAAAUUGUUGGGGACAGUUCCUCAACCACUCAUCAAGGAAUUUUGGUUUUAAAUGGUGCCAAAUUAACAUUGGAUUCUUGUGAUAUUUCUGGAUUCUCGAUGGCAAUUAUUGGCAAUAGCGGAUCUACAAUUGAUAUUAAAAAUUCUAAUAUACAUGAAGGAUAUUCUGGAAUUAAAAUUUACGAUCACUGUGUUAUGGGGAUUUAUGGUAGUUGCAUAAGCAAUUUCAAGGAGUAUGGGAUAAUUCUGGAAACUGAACAAGAUUUGAAUUUCGAUGCUGAUGGAAAUUCUUUUAAUAAUCUAAAUUGUGUUCCCAACAUUAUUACUGACUCUCUAAGUGGUGAAAAUAAUGGGAAAGGGAAUGUGGCAAUAAAAAAAUCCAAAAUAAAAGCUAUGGAGAACCUGUUUGAAAAUCCUGACUCGGAUCCAACAAUUUUACAAGGCUCUGAUGAUGAGAUGGAUACUAGCCAAGGAAGUAACAAUGAAUUAAACGAUACGGUUAUAGAGAUAGAAAAUAAGGCUUGAGUUUUUUUUUUUUUUUUUUUGUUUACAAAGCUUUUGUUCAGUUCGAUUUUUAUUUUGGUAUAUAUUUUUUCGUUAUUAACUUAGAGUUUAAUUUUUAUUUGGAACAUGUUUUUAACCUUGAAUUUGUUUAACUGUUGAAAUAUUAAGGUUUCUUCCUUUACUUUUUACUUUCCAAUAAAACACAUUAUUUUCAGAAAAAACAUUUUUUUUUAAACAAGUCUUAAAUACAAUCUUUCACUUAAAUUUAAUCCAGAAAAAAUGCUACUUCUACUACAGAAAAAUACAUCUUUAUGGGAAAUUUUCCAUUUUCAAAAACCUUAAUAAUUUGGAUACAAUUUUUUUGAAUAUGCAAAACUUUCCUUGAGAAAUUAUUUGCCUUGCAAAAUUAUUAAGAGUAUCCUUCACCUGGAAAUAAAAUAUAAUUGUCUCAAAUAUUUUGGGGCCUUGAAGACUAGAAGAACAUGGCUCCUUAUAAAUAAAACAUUUAUUAUUAUUUUGACACUUUAUGAUUACAAUUAUUGUAAAGUACCGCUUAAAUAUUUAAAAAAGAUUAUCGUAAAAAAUUUCUUUAAAAAUGAGUCUAUGGUUUAUAUAAGUAUUAUCCAGUGGCAUAGUUAACUAAAUCUUCGCAAGCAAAAGUCCUCUAUGUCACUAAUAAAAUAUAAUCAAAUUUUAAAUAACGAAAAAUUUACUAAAUAUACAGGAACUUACAAAUAUAAAUAAGAAAGAUAUUUAAUCUAAAUAUCCAGAGAGCUCAAAUGAAAUAAUUAAAUCUAACUUUAUAUACUAGGGUUGCACCAUUUAAAAUUCUCUGUACCUAUUGAUUAUUGAGUUUUGAAGCACAACCCUGCCAUCUUUAACAUACAUCUAGUAUUUUAGUAUUUAGUGCUAUCAAGAUCAGCAUUUGUUACUAAUUAUCAAUAAAAAUAAUUCUCUUACAUCAGUCAGUACAUAUAUAAAUAUAAAUAUAAAUAUGUGGUGAUAGUUAGCACAGUUAAUGUGAUUGCUUAAAAAUAUAUUAUUAUUUACAUUUUUUGAAUAAAAUUCGACAGGAUUUUGUAACAUAAAAAUUAAAUCAAAAUACUGAAUUGUAUUUAUUUACCUAAACUGAUAGCUUUUCUAAAUAGUUUUAUUGGUAGGAUUGCUGUCUAAACAUGGCAGAAAUUUCUUCUAAGGAUUUGUUUUUGGUUUCCGGUACUUUUUUGUAAAUAAAUAAGAAAAAUAAGGCUUGAAGGACGGCAAAAAUGAUGAAAAC